Molecule: messenger RNA, 2394 nt
Organism: Umbelopsis ramanniana AG
Lineage: Eukaryota; Fungi; Mucoromycota; Umbelopsidomycetes; Umbelopsidales; Umbelopsidaceae
Exons: 7
Coding region: 1-2394 (797 amino acids)
Cellular component (GO): cell periphery; cell septum
Molecular function (GO): chitin synthase activity
Source: RefSeq, a predicted model, not a curated record
AUGGCCACUUCUCCUCCUCCUCCUGUCCGACAUCGUCCUAAGACAGUGGAUCCUGGACAGCGACUACGUUCGGAUAGUGCCAAUACGUUGGUGGAAGAAGGCGAUAUUACCAACGAAGCAGCAUCGAAAGAAUCAAAAACUAGACCGCAUCACCAGCUGCGACGUUACAAAACCAAAAGGGUACCUCUUGUCAAAGGCAAUCUCGUCCUUGACUGCGCUAUACCAGAAAAAUUACUAGAUGCUAUUCCAAGACGAAACAGCGAAGAGUUCACUCACAUGAGAUAUACCGCCGCUACCUGUGAUCCGGACGAUUUCCAAACAAGCGGAUAUACCCUGCGCCCUAGAAUUUAUGGCAGACAGACAGAGUUGUUUAUAGUUGUUACAAUGUACAAUGAAGAUGAAGUUUUAUUUGCUCGCACUAUGCAUGGCAUCAUGAAGAAUAUAGCCCAUUUAUGCACACUCCGAGGGUCCCCUGUAUGGGGACCAGACGGCUGGCAAAAGGUCGUCGUUUGCAUCGUUGCUGAUGGACGCAAGCAAUGUGAUAAACGCGUCCUUAGUGUGUUGGCCACACUGGGCGUCUACCAAGGAGGAAUUGCUAAAAAUGUUGUGAACGACAAGCCUGUUAAGGCCCAUAUAUACGAAUUUACUACACAAUUGUCCGUAGAUCCUAAUUUGGACUUUAAAGGAGCUGACAAGGGAAUUGUGCCAGUACAGAUUAUGUUUUGUAUGAAAGAACACAAUGCCAAGAAGAUCAAUUCACAUAGAUGGUUCUUUAAUGCCUUUGGUCCUAUUCUGGAUCCUAAUGUAUGCGUCCUCCUGGAUGUUGGAACUCGCCCGGGCAACGUCAGUAUCUACCAGCUUUGGAAAGUAUUCAAUCGAAACCCACAUGUAGGUGGUGCUUGUGGAGAAAUCCGUGCUAUGUUGGGUUCUGCUGGCGUCAAUUUGCUGAAUCCACUUGUGGCUGCACAAAACUUUGAAUACAAAAUGUCAAAUAUCCUGGACAAACCAAUGGAAUCGAUUUUUGGAUAUAUAUCGGUUCUUCCUGGUGCCUUUUCAGCCUAUCGAUAUCGAGCUCUUCAAAACGACGUCAAUGGACGUGGUCCUCUUGAACGAUACUUUAAUGGCGAGGAAUCCAAUGCACAAAAGAAUGCUGGUAUUUUCAACGCAAACAUGUACCUUGCUGAAGAUCGCAUCCUUUGCUUUGAAUUGGUUGCCAAGAAACAAGAGAGAUGGCUGUUGCACUAUUGUAAAUCUGCCUUUGGUGAAACCGACGUCCCCGAUAAGCUGCCAGAAUUUAUUUCUCAGCGCAGGAGAUGGUUGAACGGUAGUUUCUUUGCGGCCGUCUAUGCGCUUUGGAACUUCUUCUCUAUUUGGCGAAGUGGUCACUCUUGGACCAGAACCCUUCUACUCUCUAUUGAAUGUAUCUAUAACUUUGUAAAUUUGCUGUUUAAUUGGUUUGCCUUGGGCAACUUCUAUAUAAUUUUCUAUUUUGUCACCAAAAGUCUGGCUGACCCUACUCUCGAUCCAUUUGGAAAUGGCUGGGGAGGCAGAUUUUUUGAUGGCCUUCGAUACGUCUACUUGUUUCUCUUGAUCAUUGUGUUUACCUGCAGUAUGGGCAAUCGGCCACAAGGAUCCAAGUUCAUGUUUGCGUUUGCAUUGUACACGUUCGCUAUUGUCAUGGCAUAUGUCAUCUUCGCUGCCAGCUGGCUAACGUACAAGGGCAUUUCAACCAACAUCAGUGAUACUCAGUGGACCAAUAGCGCAUACGCUAAUCUGGCUAUCUUCUGGGCUAACAAUGAAUUCCGCAACAUUGUUGUUUCCAUGCUGGCAACAUAUGCCAUCUACGUGAUCAGCAGUUUCCUCCAUCGAGACCCUUGGCACUUGAUUACAAGUUUCCUACAGUACAUGCUGCUCCUUCCUAGCUUUACCAACUUGUUAACCGUCUAUGCAUUUUGCAAUACGCAUGACGUUUCGUGGGGUACAAAAGGUGUCAACACUCUGGAAAAGGAUUUGGGUAUAGCCAAAUCCACCACGAAGCAUGGCAUUGAAGCUGUUGAAGUCGAGCUGCCAGCAGAACAGAUUGAUAUCAACUUGCAAUACGAGGAGGCAGUGGUUGACUUGAGUACCAAACGGGACAAAGAUGACAAUUCUGUAGAUCCUAAAACUCAACAGGAGGACUGGUAUCGGUCAUUCCGAACACAACUGGUCCUUGGAUGGAUUGCUUGCAAUGCGCUAUUGGUUGCCGUCGUCACUUCCGCCAGCUUUAGCAACCUUUUCUCGCCCUCCACUGGCAACUCGUACCUCUCCUUUAUUCUGUGGGCAACCGCUGGCCUUGCAGCAUUUAGAAUGGUUGGAUCGGUCAUGUUCCUUGUCCUUGGAAUCUUUUCAGCUUAA